CAUUCAGUUCGCUAGAUGGCGCCAGUCCGUUUUCACAGCACCUUGUGCAUUUCACCGUUGAAGUUUCGAGCAGGAAACGUUAUCUGUGUUGUGAGGCGGCUGAGGAAAGCAUGGCCCUAAAUGCAGAUGAUGAGGACUUUGAGUGGGAGCCUCCCUCCGAGGCCGAGAUGAAGGUGAUCCAAGCUCGCCGGGAGCGGCAGGACAAGAUCAGCAAGCUGAUGGGAGACUAUCUGCUGAAGGGCUACAAGAUGCUGGGGGACUGCUGUGAGCUGUGUGGGACAAUUCUGCUGCAAGAUAAACAGAAGAAAUAUUACUGUGUUGCUUGUCAAGAGCUGGACUCCGAUAUUGACAAGGACAACCCAGCUUUAAAUGCCCAGGCAGCUUUGUCACAGGUACGAGAGCGUCAGCUUGCGACUCAGCCUCUCCCUGAAUCUCAUGGAGCCUCAUCCAGCGAACCCCCUCUCUCCAUCACGGGCCAGCCCCGGCCGGAGCACUGCGAGGGGGCCGCGUCUGGACUGAGAGGUCCCCCUCCCGCCAUACAGCCCACUCCUCUUUCUGUCCCAACCACCAGCUCCAACUUCCUGCCACCAGCCACCCCUGCUCCCCAGACUGCACCUCCUUCAGGGGCCGUGGGCAACGCCCUCCACCACCACCCAGCCUUGUCAAGUGCAGAGGAGGCAGUGCUUCAUAAACUCAGAUGGGCCACACAGGAGCUCCAGCACUCGGGGUCAGUGGAGGCCAGCAUCCAGCUCUGCAGUCUGAUCCGAGGCUGUGCCGAAUCCCUGCGCAGCUUGAAAGAACUGCAGCUCUCAUAAGACUGAAGCACAGAUGGAGUUGUAACAGCACACACACACAUAAGGAAGUACAAACAGCACUAAUACAUAUAUACAGUAAUAUACUCAACGGCGUGUUUCGGUUGUGUUUAUGUUUGUUCUAAUGCAGCGCAGAAUGUGACUGUGUCGUGUGUUGAAAUACAUUGCUUGAGCUGCAAAGGCUGGUUUCUUUUUACUUGAUUUGUUUAACUUUUUUCCCGUUGCUUUAUGAACUCAUGAUCGGUUGAAAAUCCAAAUUUUAUGAAAGCACCAACUUAAGUGUUGUGACAAUGUUAGAUCAAUUACAGUGGUAGAGUGAAUUGUUUCAAAGCUGCAACAGAAUCAUUUGGGUGCUAUUAGUGUUGUUUUGGUUACAAAUAACAGCAUUGGUCUGGUUAGGGGCCAUUCAAACAGAAUGCAUUUUGCAUUUCACUGCACUGCUUUCCUAUUGCUUUUUCAGCGAAGUAAAAAAAAAGUUCAACUUGAAA
Messenger RNA from Carassius auratus (goldfish), 1300 nucleotides. RefSeq names its product zinc ribbon domain containing 2 (gene znrd2). Bases 111 to 815 code for a protein of 234 amino acids. The record is from RefSeq and is a predicted model, not a curated record. The transcript is spliced from 4 exons. NCBI's taxonomy places the organism in Eukaryota, Metazoa, Chordata, Actinopteri, Cypriniformes, Cyprinidae.